Alligator sinensis (Chinese alligator) is the source of this 1512-nucleotide messenger RNA. RefSeq lists its product as uncharacterized. Lineage: Eukaryota; Metazoa; Chordata; Crocodylia; Alligatoridae. The transcript is spliced from 7 exons. The coding region runs from base 1 to 645 and encodes 214 amino acids. The record is from RefSeq and is a predicted model, not a curated record.
AUGGAGCCCAGAGGGAGAAGGAUAUGGCAGGUCUGCAUCGCGGUGCUGUGCGCUGGAGCCGUUACAAGAGCAGAGGUAAAGGCAUCACCCCCAAAUACCGGGCAAGUCAAACACAUGCCAGAACCGGAGGGAGACUUCAACGGGACAACAAAGGAAACGGCCAGAAACACAACGUGGAUCCCAACCACUUUGGCUGGCCCUACAGAGGGCUCCACGGAUGCCUACACUGUGAACAGGGGAGACACGACUGCAGACAACGCCAAAGUUUCCAGCUCCAUCUCCCCCAAGUACUGGUCCCCCAUUAUCUUUGUGGUGCUCGCCUUGAUCGUCCUGUUCUUCACGUACCGGAGGAAACGCGGGCGAGGCACCAGCAGCCGCGCAGCGUCCAUGGCCGAGUCCUCAGACUCCGACAUGCCCAUUGUUCCUGACCCCGACCGGCACCGUGUUUCUCACCAGGAAAAAAGCUCAUCCUUCCCAGGGAAGCAGAGACCGACGGACACAGGGACGCCAGUGGCAGAGACGUCUCCAAGCCCAGAGAUGAUGGAGUCAGUUUUCUGCGAGCCAUGCUCAUCCUCGUACCAGGCUGCCGUGUCCAUAACAGCUGAAGUCUCUGACAGCUGUCCCAGGACCUCAGGGGGUGAUUAAACCUCCCAGCCCCUCUCCCUGGACUGAACAUAGAGAAACCAAAAGGAUUCUUAUGCAGCCUCUGCCCACUGGCCCCAGCACCCCUGACCAGUUUGUACCCACUGGAGAAGGACAACUGGGAAGGCGACACUCCCUCCUUACACAGCACUGCUCAUCAUGCUGCAUGGAUGGUGGUGAGGCCCCAUUUCACAGAAGGGGAAACUGAGGCAUAGAGCAAUGAGGUCCGAGACAUGACUAGCACGUGUGCUGCCUUGCCCUCACUGGCACAAACUCCCAUAGCAGCAAACACAUGGUAGCACCCAGGGUCCAUGCCCAGGGCCCUGGGUAGACUCAGGUGGGUUGCAGCCCCUGCCACUGCAUUUCACCCCCAGCAUCACCUUGGUUGCAUUCAAGUUGCAAACCAGCCGUUUCAUGCUGCAUUGAUGCCCCCCAUGCCUGGCCUGGAGCAGAGCGAGGAUGCAAAGCCCAGGUCUCCUGUUAGGUAGCCUGGCACCGGACUACAUUCCCUGCCUUUGCUUUGCCCACGGCUCCAACUGAGACUGAGCAUGUGUAUAAGUGAUACUGAGCUGAGCAAGGGGAUACGUUCUGCUGGGAUAAAGACCUUGUCUUCCUCCUGCUGCGACAGUCCUGAUGUUGGCAGGGCAGGGGAGCAUAUGUGCAGGUUGCUGGCUACUCCAAUAAAGCAGUAUUUCAUGUCGGGGACCCGAUGAUCCUCAGCUGGGGGUUGCAGGCCUGCAGCUCUGUGUCCAAACCCAGCUCCUCUCCCCCUCCGCCUUCCUGGGGCCCGAACGCCCCCACAGACACUGCUCCCACCUGUCAGCAGGCAGGGGAGAAAUGACACACAUUACAGCCAAAGCUCUUCGCUUC